AUGAGCGGCCGGUUGGCGGGAACCGGCAAGCUCUUGAUCUUGCCGGUGGAUCAAGGUUUUGAACAUGGUCCUGCCAGAAGCUUUGCAGCCAAUCCUGCCGGGUAUGAUCCUCUUUACCACUUUGAACUGGCUAUUGAUGCCGGAUGUAAUGCCUGUGCGGCUUCUUUGGGAUUCUUGGAGGCCGGCGCAGCGGAAUAUGCCGGCCACAUUCCAUUGAUCCUCAAGCUCAAUAACAGCGACUCUCUUUUCGGCGGCGACGACUACAAUCAAGCCGUGACGGGCAGCGUGCAGGACGCUCUUCGUUUGGGAUGUUGUGCGGUCGGGUACACCAUUUACCCCGGGUCGUCGUACAGCCAGGAGAUGUAUGAAAAUUUGCAGGAAUUGCCGAGGAAGCCAAGUCCGUCGGACUGGCCGUAG
This is a messenger RNA of Geodia barretti, 417 nucleotides long. The record is from the annotation of a GenBank genome assembly. NCBI's taxonomy places the organism in Eukaryota, Metazoa, Porifera, Demospongiae, Tetractinellida, Geodiidae.